AUCCCAGCACCUAAGCACACCUACCUCUUAUACGGUCAGACACUUCAACUUUCGCAAGUUCUCAUCAAUGGCGGAUACAGAAGCAACUGACGACAAACCAAAAUCACCAGAAGAAGAAGAUGAAGAUUACAUGGGAGAUCUCUCAAAGUUCAUUAUAACCGAACCUUCUCAACCUCCCAAACCCAAAAAACUCGCCCCCAAAACCCUAUCCAAUUCAUCACAGCCACCCUCAAAGAAGAAACCCAAAUUCCAAACAUGGCAACAUCAAAAAGAGCGAAAACAACUAGAAGAAGAUGAACAAACCCUAGAAAAUCUACAAUCAGCAAUUCCUCAAUCAAAUAUUGGGUUCAAAUUGCUGAAAAAAAUGGGGUAUACCCCAGGAAAAGGGCUAGGAAAGGAGGGAUCAGUGGGUCGAGAGGAGCCAAUUGGGUUGGAGAUACGCCGGUCGAGGUCGGGAAUUGGGCGGGAGGAUCCGGCGAAGGAGAGGGUGAAGAGAGAGAAAGAUAGGGAAGUGUGGAAGAAGAAGACGGAAGAGGUUAUGUUGGAGGAUUUCGGGGUUCGACAAAAAAUGCAAUGGAAGAGUAAGAGGGUUGUGAUUAACUAUAAUAAGGCGAAGGCGGCGCUUGAUCAGUUGGAGAAUCGAGAGCCGGCGGUUGAGCUGGAGAAGGAGGAAGAUGAUGAUGGGGAAGAUGAGGAGGAGGAAGAGGAAGUGAUUACUGAAGAGGAUUUGCUAGUGUUAUUGGAGAAGCUUAGAGAAGAACAUUACUAUUGCCUCUUUUGUGGAUGUCAGUAUGAAUCCAUGGAAGCUCUCCUCUCCAACUGCCCUGGACUAAACGAAGAUGACCAUUGAAGUGAUUUCUUGACAGUGUAGAGGGGCUAAUUGCUGAUUAUGGGAAUGUUCAUUCAUAUCUUCUGUAAGACUGGGCAAUUAUGAAAUUAUUGAAGACCCACUUCAUUAGAUUGGGUUUGCUUAAAUUAUGGGAUGUCGUAUCAAUGUCCUUGCUUAUGGGAGAGGGUACACCUCCUUGCUUUGGUUUAGGUGGUGAAACAGAGCAUGGGUGAUGGUGAUAUGGUUGACAUUUUGGCCAGACUGGAAUGGGUGCCGGACUGACAUUGUUGCCAGACUGGACGGGGUGCCGGGUUGCAAUACGUGUAGGCAUAUAACCCACGUCGGAUGUCUCCAUUGUUGAAAAUUUGGUAGUGAGUUGGCUAUUGAUGCAUACUCUCAUUGUAUUGCUUGUAACUAGGGAUGACUGUAUCGUGCCUAUUAGCAGCCUCUCUGCAAGUUUCACUGUAGCUGUGCAGCUGUGCACUGGGGUUGAAUAUUGAUUAUGUUAACGUUGUAAACUGACACUUCCAUGUGCAUUUUAGAAAACCACUUUUAACUUGUGAUUUACAGACCAGAGUUACUAAUAUAUUGAAAUAGCUGUUGUUGAC
Messenger RNA from Chenopodium quinoa (quinoa), 1437 nucleotides. RefSeq names its product G patch domain-containing protein 11-like. The record is from RefSeq and is a predicted model, not a curated record. The transcript is spliced from 4 exons. Bases 68 to 850 code for a protein of 260 amino acids. Gene Ontology annotation, molecular function: nucleic acid binding. Lineage: Eukaryota; Viridiplantae; Streptophyta; Magnoliopsida; Caryophyllales; Amaranthaceae. Gene Ontology annotation, cellular component: kinetochore.